Molecule: messenger RNA, 498 nt
Organism: Symbiodinium pilosum
Lineage: Eukaryota; Dinophyceae; Suessiales; Symbiodiniaceae
Source: the annotation of a GenBank genome assembly
GCUGCCCUUGCGCGAAGUUUGAAUCUGUGCAAUACGCCGCGUGAUGAGACUGGGGGCUACACGCUGCACAUAGUGUGCGGCAAAGGAGAUUGGAAGCACAAGCGCGAGUUCUUGAGGACACCUCGCCGCUACGGACUGAGUGAUCAGAUCUGUGGUCGCUGCCUCUGCUCCGGAUUGCCAAACACAGACAAGCCCUGGUAUGAUGCUGUGUUGGAGCGCUUCAACAACAUCCCGGACCUUGCAGCUGCUGUCGAUACCAGCGUGGGUACGGCCCGAGACGCUGUGGGUUCGCUGGUGAUGGACUAUGCUGAAUGUGUGGCCGAGCAUUUGCCUACUUGGGACGAGCGUCUUGCUUGGGUACACGGCGAAUUUCAGCACUGGUGCAAGCAGCAUGGUGUUCGGCCAUCGACCGUUGAUGAUUUGAGCCUCACCAAAUUGUCCGUGGAUGCUGUUGGCCUGGACUUUCCUCUUGGACCGUCGAAAGGCUAUGCGAACAAA